Molecule: messenger RNA, 2454 nt
Organism: Pseudogymnoascus verrucosus
Lineage: Eukaryota; Fungi; Ascomycota; Leotiomycetes; Thelebolales; Thelebolaceae
Exons: 3
Coding region: 1100-2092 (330 amino acids)
Source: RefSeq, a predicted model, not a curated record
CCCAUAAAUGCCUCUCCACAGCUCCUUGAUCUUCGCCGUUGCUGUAACAUCACUCACAUCACCAACAAACUCAAUCUACCAAAGACCUCCUUGCCCUGGUCAGGCAAAUAUCCUAGUGUAGAUCACCAUCUCAUCCUGACUCCAACAAAGGCCCACUUCGCUCGGCCCUCGCUCCGAUCGAGCGCGCCGCAAAUUCUCCUUUCCCCGCCCGAUUGAGACGCUGCGUCCAACAUCAGUGUUACUCCUGCACGUGAUAUAUCCUGUGUAGUUCCGAAAAGUGGCUUCGAAACCAGCAGGGAGCUUCUACAGGAUCAAAGUGUUUGUCCCUUAGGACAAGGAUUCUAUGGUAGGGAUAGGCAGCCUUCGGUUGCUGCGCAUGAAGAGAAAACAGUGGUCUAGGCUCUCCUUUCCCUAGAUCCAACAGUGCCAUAGUUGAAGAUCAGGGGCCGCCAGGCUGUGUUGGAUAUUGGCAUGAUGCCAUGGCGUGGUGUGGUAAUACCGCAUUACUUCCGCCAUCGCGGAUAUUAGGCGGCGGAAAUUGCGAGGAGUGUGAAGAGAAUUCGUCACUUGCAUGAAGAACAAGCGCCUGGGAUUGUGAUAGUUGUUCCUGCGUAUAGCAGGUACAGAUACGACGGCGAUUGCCAUUGUCUUGGCCUCCGUUGCCGCUAUCGAUAUUGUUUCUAGCCGAUCGCGCUGAAGGCGGUAAUUCUAGGCGGCAAUUGCAUUUUUCUUUUCGAUUGCUGCUUUCACAUUUGAAUUUGAGAUCUCAGAGUUCAUGUGGAGUUUCAUUUUCAGGGACAGACGCGCAUCCCCACAGAAAAGGGACGAUAAAGGAUUUGGAUAAGGAUACAGAACAAUUUUACCUCCCAAGGUCACGCGUCAGGUCAUGUUCGCUUAUGUAAGCCGCAUCGACUGCCGCGAUGCAAACAACCACCAUCGUCGUCAUCGUCUAUAGGCUUCCCCUCGUGUUACUUCUUAUUACUACUAGAAUAUUCAGAGUACGCCCUCGUAGAUAUAGACUUCUACUAUAAAUCGCCCAUGAAAAGCAACUACUUUCUCUAGACCGGCACAGCUUUCUCGCUGUCUUCUCGCCGCAGCCAUGUUCGACCUCUUUGCCAUGCUCUUAUCGUCGAUCGCCACCUUCCUCUUCCCCGUGUUUGCCUCCUACAAAGCUCUCAACGCGGGUGACCCCGCCCUCCUCAAGCCAUGGCUAAUGUACUGGGUUGUCCUUGCCUGUGGCCUCCUCGCUGAAUCGUGGCUCUACUUCAUCCUAUACUGGAUCCCCUUCUACGCCUGGUUCCGCCUUUUCUUCCUCCUCUACCUCAUCGCCCCACAAACCCAAGGCGCACGCCUCCUCUAUGAAACCCGCCUACACCCCUUCCUGCGCACCCAUGAACUCGCCAUCGACGACUUCAUAACCACAACCCAUCACCGCCUCCGCACCUCCUUUUGGAUCUACCUCCGCCGCGCCUUCAACCUCGCCAAGUCGCAGCUCCUCGGCCUUCCAACCCAGCAAGAACCCCUUCCACCCCCACCCGCGCAGCGCUCCUACACCGCCUCCCUCCUCGAGCGCUUCAACCUUCCCAGCGCGCGCCCGGCAUUCGCAGCUGCGGCGGGGGGAGGUUGGUCCGCCGCCGAUAUAUCGGGACUGCUCGCCAACGCGGUGAGUGCCGCGACGUCAUCGUCCCCGUCGGUGCAGGCGACCAAUCUAGUACCGGAGUCCAUCCAGGGCCCCGAGCGCGCGUCCUUCAUAAGCGCCCAGCGCGAGCGCCUCAUGUUUCUGCUUUCGGCGCUGGAUCGCGAGGCAACGGCUUCCCCUUCUGAAGAGGCGGGGAGGGGGGUGCUCGGUGGGUUGCUUGGGGGAGAUGGGGAGGUGCCGCGGAGAGUGAGCGAGGCGGCGCUAAGUGAGCUUAGUAAGAGUAGGAGUGAAGGUGAUUUUGAGAAGAUUGAUCCGUUGGAGGGGAUUGGUGAGGCGGGUGCGGGUGGGAGGAGGGAGCCAGGAACUUGGAUACCAUGGGGGUGGGGAGGGAGCCCAGCAGCAGAGGGGGAGGCGAGAAGUUCAGGGGUUGAUAAGGGGGAUAAGGGGCUAUGAGUUAUGGGUGUCAUUUGUUUUGAGAAACGAGACUGAGGAGCUUUGGCUCCAGCAGUGUAAGAUGUUGCCAUCUAUUUGAUGGUUGACCGUGUGUUGGCCCAUCGGGUCGACAGAGUUGGCUUGUGUAGACGUUAGAGGUAGAGCUCGGGCUUGGAGACCUUCUGUAUGUGUGUUGGCGUUUUUAUGGUUUAUUGGCAUUGGGCAAGGACGGUCCGCACUAUCAUUAAGACUGCAUUGGUUGGGUUGGAUUGGAUUGGGGGGUUAAUGAAACUGUCUCUGUAUAUAUAAUGGAUCUAGGAAUCCAAGGCAGCCCGGUAUUGAAAUUCACCGUGUGCGCAAUCUAGAGUUUAUCUAUGCCGGGA